AUGGCAGUGCCCGGCGACGCUGCACGAGUCAGGGACAAGCCCGUCCACAGUGGGGUGAGUCAAGCCCCCACGGCGGGCCGGGACUGCCACCAUCGUGCGGAGCCGGCAUCGCCGCGGGACUCGGGCUGCCGUGGCUGCUUGGGAGACCUAGUGCUGCAGCCGCUCCGGCGCUCUCGGAAACUUUCCUCCGCGCUGUGCGCGGGCUCCCUGUCCUUUCUGCUGGCGCUGCUGGUGAGGCUGGUUCGCGGGGAGGUCGGCUGUGACCUGGAGCAGUGUAAGGAGGCGGCUGCGGAGGAGGAGGAGGAAGCAGCCCCGGGAGCAGAAGGGGGCGUCUUCCCGGGGCCUCGGGGAGGUGCUCCCGGGGGCGGCGCGCGGCUCAGCCCCUGGCUGCAGCCCUCGGCGCUGCUCUUCAGUCUCCUGUGUGCCUUCUUCUGGAUGGGCUUGUACCUCCUGCGCGCCGGGGUGCGCCUGCCUCUGGCUGUCGCGCUGCUGGCCGCCUGCUGUGGGGGGGAAGCGCUCGUCCAGAUUGGGCUGGGCGUCGGGGAGGAUCACUUACUCUCGCUCCCAGCCGCGGGGGUGGUGCUCAGCUGCUUGGCCGCCGCGACAUGGCUGGUGCUGAGGCUGAGGCUGGGCGUCCUCAUGAUCGCCUUGACUAGCGCGGUCAGGACCGUGUCCCUCAUUUCCUUAGAGAGGUUCAAGGUCGCCUGGAGACCUUACCUGGCGUACUUGGCCGGCGUGCUGGGGAUCCUCUUGGCCAGGUACGUGGAACAAAUCUUGCCGCAGUCCGCGGAGGCGGCUCCAAGGGAGCAUUUGGGGUCCCAGCUGAUUGCUGGGACCAAGGAAGAUAUCCCGGUGUUUAAGAGGAGGAGGCGGUCCAGCUCUGUCGUGUCCGCCGAGAUGUCCGGCUGCAGCAGCAAGUCCCAUCGGAGGACCUCCCUGCCCUGUAUACCGAGGGAACAGCUCAUGGGGCAUUCAGAAUGGGACCACAAACGAGGGUCAAGAGGAUCUCAGUCUUCAGGAACCAGUAUUACUGUGGACAUCGCCGUCAUGGGCGAGGCCCACGGCCUCAUUACCGACCUCCUGGCAGACCCUUCUCUUCCACCAAACGUGUGCACAUCCUUGAGAGCCGUGAGCAACUUGCUCAGCACACAGCUCACCUUCCAGGCCAUUCACAAGCCCAGAGUGAAUCCCGUCACUUCGCUCAGUGAAAACUAUACCUGUUCGGACUCUGAAGAGAGCUCUGAAAAAGACAAGCUUGCUAUUCCAAAGCGCCUGAGAAGGAGUUUGCCCCCUGGCUUGUUGAGACGAGUUUCUUCCACUUGGACCACCACCACCUCGGCCACAGGUCUACCUACCUUGGAGCCUGCACCAGUACGGAGAGACCGCAGCACCAGCAUCAAACUGCAGGAAGCACCUUCAUCCAGUCCUGAUUCUUGGAAUAAUCCAGUGAUGAUGACCCUCACCAAAAGCAGAUCCUUUACUUCGUCCUAUGCUAUUUCUGCAGCUAACCAUGUAAAGGCUAAAAAGCAAAGUCGACCAGGUGCCCUCGCUAAAAUUUCACCUCUUUCAUCGCCCUGCUCCUCACCUCUCCAAGGGACUCCUGCCAGCAGCCUGGUCAGCAAAAUUUCUGCAGUGCAGUUUCCAGAAUCUGCCGACACAACUGUCAAACAAAGUCUAGGUUCUCACAGGGCCUUAACUUACACUCAGAGUGCCCCUGACCUAUCCCCUCAAAUCCUGACUCCACCUGUUAUAUGUAGCAGCUGUGGCAGACCAUAUUCCCAAGGGAAUCCUGCUGACGAGCCCCUGGAGAGAAGUGGGGUAGCCACUCGGACACCAAGUAGAACAGAUGACACUGCUCAAGUUACCUCUGAUUAUGAAACCAAUAACAACAGUGACAGCAGUGACAUUGUACAGAAUGAAGAUGAAACAGAGUGCCUGAGAGAGCCUCUGAGGAAAGCGUCGGCUUGCAGCACCUAUGCUCCUGAGACCAUGAUGUUUCUGGACAAACCAAUUCUUGCUCCCGAACCUCUUGUCAUGGAUAACCUGGACUCAAUUAUGGAGCAGCUAAAUACUUGGAAUUUUCCGAUUUUCGAUUUAGUGGAAAAUAUAGGAAGAAAAUGUGGCCGUAUUCUUAGUCAGGUAUCUUACAGACUUUUUGAAGACAUGGGCCUCUUUGAAGCUUUUAAAAUUCCAAUUAGGGAAUUUAUGAAUUAUUUUCAUGCUUUGGAGAUUGGAUACAGGGAUAUUCCUUAUCAUAACAGAAUCCACGCCACUGAUGUUUUACAUGCUGUUUGGUAUCUUACUACACAGCCUAUUCCAGGCCUUUCAACUGUGAUUAGUGAUCAUGGUUCAACCAGUGAUUCAGAUUCUGACAGUGGAUUUACACAUGGACAUAUGGGAUAUGUAUUCUCAAAGACGUAUAAUGUGACAGAUGAUAAAUACGGAUGUCUGUCUGGGAAUAUCCCUGCCUUAGAGUUGAUGGCUCUGUAUGUGGCUGCAGCCAUGCACGAUUAUGAUCACCCAGGAAGGACUAAUGCUUUCCUGGUUGCAACUAGUGCUCCUCAGGCGGUGCUAUAUAACGAUCGUUCAGUUUUGGAGAAUCAUCACGCAGCUGCUGCAUGGAAUCUUUUCAUGUCCCGGCCAGAGUAUAACUUCUUAGUUAACCUUGACCAUGUGGAAUUUAAGCAUUUCCGUUUCCUUGUCAUUGAAGCAAUUUUGGCCACUGACCUGAAGAAACACUUUGACUUCGUAGCCAAAUUUAAUGGCAAGGUAAAUAGAGCUGGACCAGGCGAUGAAGAGGCCAGCCUUGGGUUACCCAUAAGCCCCUUCAUGGAUCGUUCUGCUCCUCAAUUGGCCAACCUUCAGGAAUCCUUCAUCUCUCACAUUGUGGGGCCUCUGUGCAACUCCUAUGAUUCAGCAGGACUAAUGCCAGGAAAAUGGGUGGAAGACAGCGAUGAGUCAGGAGAUACCGAUGACCCAGAAGAAGAGGAGGAAGAAGCAGCAGCACCAAAUGAAGAGGAAACCUGUGAAAAUAAUGAAUCUCCAAAAAAGAAGACUUUCAAAAGGAGAAAAAUCUACUGCCAAAUAACUCAGCACCUCUUACAGAACCACAAGAUGUGGAAGAAAGUCAUUGAAGAGGAGCAACGGUUGGCAGGUGUUGAAAAUCAAUCCCUGGACCCGACCCCUCAAUCGCACUCUUCAGAACAGAUCCAGGCUAUCAAGGAAGAAGAAGAAGAGAAAGGGAAACCAAGAGGGGAGGAGAUACCAACCCCAAAGCCAGACCAGUGACAAUGGAUAGAAUGGGCUGUGUUUCCAAACAGAUUGACUUGUCAAAGACUCUCUUCAAGCCAGCACAACAUUUAGACACAACACUGUAGAAAUUUGAGAAGAUGGGCAAAUGGCUAUUGCAUUUUGGGAUUCUUCGCAUUUUGUGUGUAUAUUUUUACAGUGAGGUACAUGUUAAAAACUCUUUGCUCAAAGAAGCUUUCACAUUGCAACACCAGCUUCUAAGGAUUUUUUAAGGAGGGAAUAUAUAUGUGUGUGUGUAUAUAAGCUCCCACAUAGAUACAUGUAAAGCAUAUUCACACCCAUGCACGCACACACAUACACACUGAAGGCCAGGAUUGCUGGCUCCACAAUUUAGUAACAUUUAUAUUAAGAUAUAUAGUGGUCACUGUGAUAUAAUAAAUCAUAAAGGAAACCAAA
Molecule: messenger RNA, 3705 nt
Organism: Mandrillus leucophaeus (drill)
Lineage: Eukaryota; Metazoa; Chordata; Mammalia; Primates; Cercopithecidae
Gene: PDE3A
Product: phosphodiesterase 3A, cGMP-inhibited
Exons: 15
Coding region: 1-3288 (1095 amino acids)
Biological process (GO): oocyte maturation; positive regulation of oocyte development
Cellular component (GO): cytosol
Molecular function (GO): 3',5'-cyclic-AMP phosphodiesterase activity
Source: RefSeq, a predicted model, not a curated record